CUUCACACAAAUUCAGUGAAGGAAUACCCAUCAUUGAAAAGAGUGCAUUCGAAGGGUUUACCUGUCGGUAACUGCAAGCUGUCAUUUCGCCGUCAUAUUCCACAACCCAUGGAGGGAUAUUAUUAAAAUCAGCCGUCAACCUGGUUACUCAAAAACACUUUCUUCUAAUGCUAGGGUGGCUUUAAAAAAGAAACGUCGCACUCUCUCUCUAUAUAUGUGGGUGUGUUUCCAGAAUUAACAAGAGCAGUGGUGAAAGCACAUUUUAGUGGGCACUGAGAACCAUUAGAGGAAGGGUUUUCUUUUUCUGAAUUUGGUGAAAAGGGUGGUCAUAUGAGUACGCACAGAGAAGCAGAAGUGGAAGUAGUUAAAGAUGAUCUCCGUUGUAGACGGUCAGACGGAAGAGGAUGGAGGUGCGGUGCCCCUGCCAUGAGUGGCCGCACUCGCUGUGAGAAGCACUUCAAAAGGAAUCAGGGCCGCGAAAGGAAGAAAAAGGGUGAAAAGUCUACCAAAAAAAUGAAGAGCUUAGAGGCCGUUUCUGGUUUUGCCCAGGGCAACCCGGAUUUGUUCGGCAGUUCAUUGAAGCCCGAAGCCAAAGAUGGAAAUGCUGGUUGCCAAAACGAACAAGAGUCUCUGGAAACAAAUUUCAAUGAAAUUAGUGGGCGCUGCAAGUCUGCAUUUGUGAUUUCCGGCCAUAAUGUGGAAGCCGAAGCAGCAGAAGUGGACAUUGUCGCACGGUUGAAAUCCCUCACCAGAAUGACACUAGCUUUGCUGCUACAAAACUUGACAAGAGAUGACUUUAUCAGGGACAUUGUGACAUUGAAAGUGCAAUGUGAAGAUGAUCCUGGUGCGACAUGGAAGGUUUUCGAAUGCAAUCCCUACAUCUUGGGUGAAGCAGAAAACCCAGAUAUGUAUAUUUCGUUUCUAAACUACCUAUGCAAAUUGGCAGAAGAAGACCAUAAUGUUGUUGAUGACAUAUUUGGUGUUGCAGAGAAAUGGAGCACCGGAGAAGGUGAUCGUAUCGAGUAUUUAUUCAGAAGUUUUUCUCCGAAUGAAGUUGGGACUCGUGAAGUAUUUGAACCCGAUGAGGGUUUUUAUAUUAUGGGAUAUUCGAGGCAACUUCCAUCGCCCAAGCAAUGGGCUGGAAUGAGGGUGUAUGUACAUCUAACGAUGUCGCAGUUUUUGAAAGGGGAAGAACACCUCUCAGUGUUGAAAGGUGCUGCUCUGCCUAUUGCCCAGCUGCUGCCUACCGAUCAGUCUGGGAUUACCUAAUGGAAAUGUAUUAUCGGUGUUUUGGUUUUCCAUUUGUGAAUACUUAUACCUCAAAGCAAUAGAAAAUCUCUGCUUUUAUUUUGCUGUGCAAUUUUGAAACUCUACAAAGUGCGUUAACUUUACAAAUAUAUGUCAAUAUCCCUCAGUAUAAUGUUACAGUUGGUCUUUGAUUGUCUGAAAACUGCUGCCUAAUUGAUGAACAGGGUGAGUUGGUCCCCUAUAUUGUACAAAUGCAGACAAGCUUAUAAUUACAGUGUCUUUCAACUUUUUUAUUGACAAUCUCCUUUUGAGCUU
This is a messenger RNA of Cryptomeria japonica (Japanese cedar), 1563 nucleotides long. RefSeq lists its product as uncharacterized. The transcript has 3 exons. NCBI's taxonomy places the organism in Eukaryota, Viridiplantae, Streptophyta, Pinopsida, Cupressales, Cupressaceae. The coding region runs from base 331 to 1269 and encodes 312 amino acids. The record is from RefSeq and is a predicted model, not a curated record.